GAAGCAGCCUUUCUCGAGCAAGGGACACGGCCAACAGGAAAAGGAUUUGUAGGUGUACUUCACUCCCCCCGCGCUCAUGGACUCAUGAACUCAGAAACAGCACCUUCCCAGCAGCCUGACAUUGGGGGAAAAAGAGCCCGACAUCGACCAAGCACGGACACGCUUGACAUGCACCGAUCCCCCCACCCCCACCCCGUCAUGCACCAAUGGUAAUGGGGGCGCAGCAUGGGCAGCAAAAGCCGCGCAGAAUGUCACCAAUGUAUGUUCUCCACACACUUCGACUCCGCACCUUUGCCGGUGCCACACCAAGUGCGGCAGCUCGCAGGUCCCUCUCAAAGUGCUGACAGCUGCACACACGCCACGCCAUAUACACGCAAAUGCGGCAAAGUAUGUCAAGCAAGCCUUGUUGCUUUCUUCCUUACUUGUUAUACACGCUGUGGAAUGGAAUGCUGCCCUGACGCACAAGAGCAUCCCGCAAGUACCCCGCCGCUCCCCUCGGGCACUUCCAACGGAAAAAGGUGUGCUUGUCUCCUGUGGGGAUCCCCCCAAGAGGGCGGGGGCCCCACGAGUACACUCGGAAUCCGUCAGGAAGGGCCUGAGAACAAAACAGCGUGGACAGGUCAACGCGCCGAGGUGGUCUAUCUUACGAAUCGCGUCUUGUCGACGAAGUAGUAUUCACCGCCUGCAUACAGAAGAGAAUCACCAAUGUGUACGCCAGAUGCAUCCAUCCCCCACCGGCUGUGUCUGUAGUCAUCUUACCUUUCGACACAUUCGCGAAAUAGCAACCCAGGUGCUCCCCGAGACACCCGUUCUCCCCCAAGACCUCAGUGGCGAACACAAUGUCGUCGCCGUCCUCCCACAGAUACAAGAUGUGAUCGAUGAAGGACACCAUGUCUGAACACACACACACACACACACACCUCACCGCUGUCGCCUUCUCCCCUUCUGCCCCUUUCUCUCUCUCAAUUACCAAUCCGUUCCCCUCCUUCUUCGCAUGAGUCCGGGUCGUGAAUUUUCUUGAGGGGCGGCGCCAGCUCUCGGCGAGGUCUAUGGGCAUGCUGAGUCGGCAGGUUGCCCGGCUGCUGGCCGCCGGGGGGAGCCACGAACCCCCUUUGCUGGGGAGGCGCCGUGGGGGAGACGACGGGCUGCCGGUGGGGGAGAGGCUGGUAGUUGCUGCGUAGUGGGGCGGGUGGGCCGACGGGAGGGGAGGGGGGUGGCCGAUGAGGGGCACCUGACGGGCGCAAAGGUGCGGUAGGGACCUGAAACCAAGACACCCACGGUGCUGAAGGGGCAAUGAAUGCUGACUUACCAGACUUACCGGUGAGAGGAGCGAAGGUCCGCUGGGGGGGGACAACAACAGAAGCUGGAGGGUGGUACAUCGUUGCUGUUGAUCAGCUUGAGCAAUGGCUGCGGGAAUUCUCAGAGGGGGAGACGGCUCUCGACUGCCAGUGGCGAGUGGCUCUCCAGGGACGUCAAGUGCAGCGUAUCGACGCAAGGCUGCGAUGAUGCGAGGAGCAAGGAACCAAGGAACGGGAGGGAAGGGAAGGACACUCCUCA
This is a messenger RNA of Vitrella brassicaformis, 1557 nucleotides long. The record is from the annotation of a GenBank genome assembly. Lineage: Eukaryota; Vitrellaceae.